This is a messenger RNA of Marmota monax (woodchuck), 1595 nucleotides long. RefSeq names its product lipocalin like 1 (gene Lcnl1). The coding region runs from base 955 to 1509 and encodes 184 amino acids. The record is from RefSeq and is a predicted model, not a curated record. Gene Ontology annotation, molecular function: small molecule binding. The transcript is spliced from 7 exons. NCBI's taxonomy places the organism in Eukaryota, Metazoa, Chordata, Mammalia, Rodentia, Sciuridae.
CCUGCACAUGGCUGUGACCUCGCCACAGCCCCACUUCCUCCAUCUAUCCCCUUGAGCUGCCAAUUUAUGAGCUGGUGGGGGUCAGUCAUUUAGUAGCUAAUCCCUUAGACAGGUGUCCACCCCCACCCCGCCCAAUCACCCCUAAACAGGAAAGGCCAGGGAGCUUUGGAUCAGAUGGGUUUUUCAAGGUUUGGGAUUAGUGCACUCAGAUUAAGCAAGGUUUGGGAAGGCACAGAAAGGAACAUUUGUUUGGAAGGUGCUAGAGAAUCUAUGGCCCUUGCUGGGAAAGGCUGACAGAGUGAGCUGGGGAUAGGCCACCCCACACCUCUGCUCACAGUUCCACCACCCCUGGCCUGGGCUUCCAGAGCAUGCAGCCCUGCCCCUCACCAGAGUCCUGGCACCAAAGCCACACUGUGGGGCCAGCCCCCUGCCUACCCCUCCCUCUCCCUCAGGUACCCACCAGGCUGGUCCUUCCCAGGAUCCUGUCCCUGGCCCUCCUGGUUUACAAUGUGCCAGCUCCCUGGUAGGCAGACAGACCCUCCUGAGGCUCAGUCAUGAAGUAGGCCUCUGGGUGGCCCUCCUGGAGCAGGAGGGGACCUGGGCUGUGCCUGAGCAGAAGGCUAGGGCCAACAUCCAGAGGGCUAGAAGGCAGAGAAGCAGAGCGCAUGUCUGUCAGGCAGCCCCUUGGCCCAGUGGCUGCCAGGACUACCUGUCCCCAGCUGCCACACACCCAGCCCUUCCCACAGGAAACACGGGGCUGGGAGGGCGGGGUUGAGUGGAAGCAGCUGGGCUAGGUGCUACAGGGUGCAACUGGAUAGGGCGCUUAUCGCAGUGGGCUUCCUCAGAGGCCAGCCAGCCAGCUGCCCCAGGGCAUCUGGGGGGCAUAAAAGUCCCUCUGGCAGAAGCCACCCCAGCUCUCCUGUCCUGCUGUAUAGCCCCAGAGGAUCUGACACGAUGCUGCAGACUCUGCUGAUCAGCUCCCUCCUUGUCCUGCUCAGGAUGUCCCUAGGCUGGGCCCAGGUCCCCAUCCAGGACAACUUCGAUGCUGUUAAGUUCCAGGGCAUCUGGUACAUAGUCGGGGCUGUGUCAGAUGACCAGAGCUUCCAGGAUUCCAAGGAUGACAUGAAGAUGCCCAUGGUUUUAGUGACCCUCUUGGCCAAUGGCGACCUGGAUGUCAAGUUUGGGUACCCCACGCCGGACGGUGGGUGCCAGAAGAUAGACACGACCUUCAGCAAGGGUGCAGUGGAUGGGCAGUUCAGCAACCCAGCUAUGGCCCAGACUGACAUCCGCGUGCCUUUCACGGACUACAAGAACUUCGCCGUGGUGUACUUCGAGACUCAGAAGGGGGACGUGCGGAACGUCUGGCUGCAGCUCUACGUCCGCGUCCCGGAGCUGUUUCCUGAAGGUGCCCAGAAGAUGCAGCUCCUGGCACCCCGCGUGGGCCUGAACCCCAGCCAGGGCGCCAUGCUACCCAAGUCAGACCAGUGUGCCGGGGCGCUCUCCCAGUGAGGGAUCCGGCCCCGGAGUUCCCGCAGGGCUCUUGCCCCGUUUGUCUCCACAGCCCCCCAAGCACAAUAAAUGGUGUGUGAAAGCCA